GAUCUAAUCGGCAGGAAGCGGCAGGUGUGGAUGUCAUGUGGAGGGCGGUAGUUAGAGAAUGCUGGGGGAAAAGACGGCAUUCAGUUUCUUCACACUCGCCCUGCUUAACUCUCGCAGCUCGCCGCCUCCACCUGUGAGAGGACCUGUACCCAGUGUAUCAUCACAAAGUCUCCAUUCACUUCCAUCGCGGGAACAAGAUGAGCCGUCCGGUGACAGGGCGGCGGGAGAGGCGGUGGUGGGAGUGGAUGUGCCCCUGCUGCCCCUGCCUGUGUCCAGAGCAGGGGGCGCAGUACUUCAACGUGUCGCCCUUCAGAAGGGAGAAACUCCUCUUCGAAUUCAACACUUUCUUCGACGUGAACCGCGAUGGGCUUCUGGAGAAGAGGGACUUCGAGACGGCGGGGGAGAGGCUAUGCAAGAGGGGCGGCUGGCUCCCUGAGGACCCGAGAGCCGUGAGAGUGAACCAGCUGAUGUCGAACCUGUGGCUGGCACUCAGGAAACACGCUGAUCGAAACCACGACGAGAAGGUGACGCGACUGGAAUGGUUGAAGCUAUGGGAGGAGGUGGACCACACUUGGAGCGCGGUGGGGCCGGGAGAGAACACCCACCUGAGGGAAGUAGUGGAGGAGGAGCCCAAGAGGUCCCCGGAGUGGCUGAGGGAAUACUUCAACUACAAAUUCAUGCUGCUGGACGUGUCAGGUGACGGAGUGCUGGACGAGGAGGAGUUCGUGUACAUCAUGUCACAGCACGGCGCCUCAGAGACCGACGCCAAGAACGCCUGGUUCCUCAUGUGCAAGGGUCGCCGCGUUCUGGACCAGGCGGCCUUUGAGCAACUGUGCGAGGAAUUCUUUCUGAGUGACGACCCCACCUCUGCUGGCACGUACCUCGGGGCCCGCCUGUACUUCCUCCCCGGCGAACAGCGGGACAUGGUACCCUGAAGCCCUGCGGUCACUUCCCUUUAUCGCAUCACCUCCCGUUACCUCACCGGCUCAUAACUCUUCUCAUUUAGCCCUCUCUCUCUCUCCUGUUGCCACUACUACUACUACUACUACUACUACUACUACUACUACUACUACUACUACUGCUACUCUCUCUCUGUCUCUGUUGACGCUUCUCUUUCUCUUUUCAUUAUCGUUUUCUAGUUUUCCAUCCAUCAGCUUUCUUUUCUCUUCACUAUUAUGCUCCUCCAUCAUUUAUCUUCCUCCUACUUCAUCCUCCUCGUUCUUCUCCUUCACUGGUGUCCUGCCACUCUGCUUCGUUAUUCUUCAUCACUCUUACGCUGGACUAUUUUAUUACUUUCGUUUCGUUCGUCCUCACUGCUGUACCAUAAAUGCAGCUACACAAACACACACUCUCUCUCUCUCUCUCUCUCUCUCUCUCUCUCUCUCUCUCUCUCUCUCUCUCUCUCUCUCUCUCUCUCUCUCUUGCAAAUCUUUAUUAUCCUAUUCCAGUUUUGAAUUCUUUACCCGGAAACAAUUGUAGCUUUCUUUUUUACUGCCAUCAUCAUUAUCAGCCAAUUAUUCCACAUCAUUUUCCACUCAUCUCUGUCUAUUCCACAUCGGCCCACCAAAGUUCACAGUCUAGUCCUUUCACUCACUCCCGUGUCGUCCAUGUCUCCACAGCCACGUUUGCUACCCUGCAGUUGAGACACCGAGAUUCAGCCACGCAGUUUUCCACACAUUCCGUCCAUCAUUGUAACGCAAGAGUUAACCAGUGUUGACAGUGUUACCGUUGACAAUAGAGCUCCCCGGAACAUAAGCCAUGUCUCUGUGUUGUCUCUCUCUCUCUCUCUCUCUCUCUCUCUCUCUCUCUCUCUCUCUCUCUCUCUCUCUCUCUCUCUCUCUCUCUCUCUCUCUCUCUCUUUUCCGCAAAAAUAGCGAUAAUAACGGCGAUGAUUUUCAGCCGCUUUGUUCUCUUUCUAUAAAGUUAUGAGGGUCUGUCUUCCUCCUCGCCCUUAUUCCAUCCUCAAUCUCCUCCGUGACUUGAAGGGUGUGCAAGAAGUACUAAUGAAAUAUAUAUAUAUGCAUACAAUAUGUUACAGAAUGGAACUAUUUAUUAUAUUUGUGAGUUAAUCAUAGCGGGGAAAAUACAAGUGUAAUACUUAACAUUAAGACGAUAAGCGCUUUAUGUGUAUUAUUCCCUUAUGACCUACGAGUGUAUGUACGUACGUUGGUAACAUGAACCACAAUAUCACAUCAAAUGACUAUCAGAGGACAACGGCGUGGUAACAAGUUGAGGAAAGUAAACAGUAUAAACCUUUUUUUUUCCAAACAACAUUAGGCACCAACUAUCAACAAUAAUAUACUAAUAAUACUUUCAACGAUAACAGUAAUAGUAAUAAUGAUAAUAAUGGUGAUAAUAAUAAUAAUAAUAAUAAUAAUAACGGUAGUAGUAGUAGUAGUAGUAGUAGUAGUAGUAGUAGUAGCAGUAGUAGUAGUAGUAGUAGUAGUAGUAGUAGAUAGAAAAAAAGAAAAACAGGAGAGAGAGAGAGAGAGAGAGAGAGAGAGAGAGAGAGAGAGAGAGAGAGAGAGAGAGAGAGAGAGAGAGAGAGAGAGAGAGAGA
Messenger RNA from Scylla paramamosain (green mud crab), 2559 nucleotides. It is a transcript of the gene Scp2, whose product is annotated as sarcoplasmic calcium-binding proteins II, V, VI, and VII-like. Gene Ontology annotation, molecular function: calcium ion binding. Lineage: Eukaryota; Metazoa; Arthropoda; Malacostraca; Decapoda; Portunidae. The transcript is spliced from 6 exons. The record is from RefSeq and is a predicted model, not a curated record. Bases 198 to 935 code for a protein of 245 amino acids.